Austrofundulus limnaeus is the source of this 2381-nucleotide messenger RNA. RefSeq names its product carbohydrate (chondroitin 4) sulfotransferase 11 (gene chst11). Gene Ontology annotation, cellular component: membrane. The transcript has 4 exons. Gene Ontology annotation, biological process: carbohydrate biosynthetic process; proteoglycan biosynthetic process. Bases 117 to 1178 code for a protein of 353 amino acids. Lineage: Eukaryota; Metazoa; Chordata; Actinopteri; Cyprinodontiformes; Rivulidae. Gene Ontology annotation, molecular function: sulfotransferase activity. The record is from RefSeq and is a predicted model, not a curated record.
GUUCAGCUCUCUGACCGGCGAACAGCCUUCAUCAGUACCAGCAGCAGCCGCAGGCAGACUCCCGGAGCCCCGCCGGUCCGUUCCGUUCCGUUCAGUGGCACACAGCGAGUCCCAGCAUGAAACAGGUUCUGAGCGAGCUGAGGAGGACGAGCCGGAUCUGCCGAAUGGUUCUGGCUACUUGUUUGGGAUCUUUUAUUCUGGUCACCUUUUAUUUCCAAAGUAUGUUUCAACCAGUCAUGAGGAGGAACCCUUUAAUGGUGGAUGAAAGCUUUAGGAAAGGCUCCCGCAACGCCCUCCAAGAGCUCUACAACCCCUCACAGUUGGACCUGUCAACAGCUGCUGUCCUCCACCAGUCCAGGAGGGAUCAAGUUCUGGAUGCCUGCAGCGUCUAUAGUGCCUCCAGUCGAAAGCGGAGAGUACUGACACCUGGAGACCUUAAACACCUGGUGGUGGAUGACGACCAUGAGCUUAUCUACUGUUACGUCCCAAAGGUGGCCUGCACUAACUGGAAGAGGGUCAUGAUGGUGCUAACAGGUCGAGGGAAAUACAGUGACCCAAUGGAAAUCCCUUCAAAUGAAGCCCAUGUUCCUUCAAACCUGAAAACAUUAAAUCAGUACACCAUUGCUGAGAUCAACCACCGUCUCAAGAACUAUUUUAAGUUCUUCUUCGUUCGCGAGCCCUUUGAGAGGCUGGUCUCUGCGUACCGCAAUAAGUUCACCCUGAAGUACAACUCGUCCUUCCACAAGCGCUUCGGCACCCGCAUCAUUAAGCGUUACCGCAAGAAUGCCAUGCAGGAGGCCAUGCUCAACGGUGACGACGUCAAAUUCAAAGAAUUUGUUGAGUACCUGAUUGAUCCGGCCACACAGCGGGAUGGGCCUCUUAAUGAACACUGGCAGACGGUCUACCAGCUUUGUCACCCAUGUCACAUUCAUUACGACAUGGUGGGCAAGUAUGAGACUCUCGAGGAGGAUGCAAACUACGUGUUGCGGCUGGUAGGUGUUGGUGACUCCCUGCGCUUCCCGAGUUAUGCCAAGUCCACGCGUACCACAGAUACCAUGACUGCUCAGUUCUUCAGCAAUAUCAGCUCUCAGCAGCAGGUCCAACUCUACAAUCUUUACAAGAUGGACUUCCUCAUGUUUAACUACUCUUUACCUGGCUAUCUGCGGCUGGACCAGUAAACACCAGAGCUGGGAGCCUGAGAACAGCCAUCAUGUUUACAGAGGCAACAAAAAGAGCAAAGUUCAAAGUUUUGAAAGCCAACUUGAUUUUAAAAACUGUYGUCGUACGUUGUGUAGUCCUGAAAGAGUAAGGCCAUGUGUGAUUGUCUCGACGUAAGUUGAAGAAGUUUAGGGGGAAAUGUUGGCUUAAAGGAACAAACACAUGCAAAAACUGGAUUGUGUGUGAAGCAGGUCUUCAAGGUGUUUAAAAAAACAGGAGCUUACCUUCAAAAGACAGACUUAAAGCAGGGUUCUGUUAAUGUUCUCUACUGGUUUUAAACUGCUGACAAAUUAGGCUGCUUCAGAUUCUGCAAAACCAGCAGCAGCCUCAUGUGCACCCUGACCCCCAAUGCAUUGUGGGAGCCAAGCUUAUCUCCCCUUGCUUUGAUCAAUAGAGAAAUCCUUUCAAAUUGUAAACCAGUCCUUGUCCUUGCUGCACUAUUACCCCCUAGUACCCAUUAACCGUGAUAACAUUAGAUUUACGUCAGCAGGACUUUGGGCCCCUCCAAAUGUUGGCUCUUCAUUUCCCCUUUCAACAACGCUCCAUGUGUAAAUAUUGKUGUAUUUUUCAGCAAACCGUUUUCUACAUUAUGAAAUAUUUUGUAAACCUUUUUGAGCUGCAAGACAGAAAAGAAUGCAUUGCGUUUGUGUAGUUAGGUGUUUGUGCGAAGCUGAAAGAAAGGAGAGCCUACAGGGUUGUGGAACGAUGAAAGUCACUGGAUGACGGCCACCGUGCCCCUCAUAGGGGCUCAGGAGACACGAGCAGGACUACAACCGCAAGGCACCAAAAUCAACUCUCAAACAUGUUUUUCCAGUAAAUUAAGGUUAUCUUUUGGCAUUUGUCUUUUUUUUUUCUUAUAAGCAUUGCUGCAAGCAGCAAAAGCGWAAUAUUAUUUAAUUUGCUGAGUUAGUAUUUAGUUGUUCUGGACUGGUUUGUAAAAUUUUUGUUUCGUCGUCUUCAUUGUUUCUGUCUGGCUCAGUUUUACAUUGCCUAGAAAAGUAUUCACCCCCUUGGAUGUUUUCUGCUAAUAUUGCCGUCAUAAAUCRUUUUAGAGGGGGUGAAUAUUUACUUAGUCACUUAUUUUACAUUACAGAUUUUUAUUUAAUUUGUAUUACUGUGUUGUCAUUGAUUUUGCUUUGCUCUUUUAAUUUAUUAUUAUUAUU